Molecule: messenger RNA, 228 nt
Organism: Aphanomyces astaci
Lineage: Eukaryota; Oomycota; Saprolegniomycetes; Saprolegniales; Verrucalvaceae
Exons: 1
Coding region: 1-228 (75 amino acids)
Source: RefSeq, a predicted model, not a curated record
AUGCUUGAGCGCUUGCACGUGCAAAGUGUCUCUGACGAGCUGUACCAGGACGAGAGUCAUGACGACUACGGCGAAGUCGCCGCCGAGGAGAACGACACGCUGACCUACAGCAAUCCGGUGAUUGAUAUGGUCAUCGAGGACAGCGGCGUCGAGGGGUUCCGUUCGCCCACCAACUUCACUGCCGACGAGUUCGAGACGAUCUGGAGUGUCGACGAGUUAUCUCCUUAA